AUGGGUGGGCUCGGGCUGCUGCCCCUCCUGCUGUUGUGGGGCACCACAGCAGCAGCAGCAGCAGCAGCAGCAAGAGCAACGUACACCGAAACCAAUGUGUACGACAUGCUGGGCCCCAGCUGGGUCUCCAAGGCCGAGGCCCCGCUGCUUGUGGGGCCCCCCUCUGCUGCUGCUUCUUAUGUGGGCCCCUAUUCUUUCUACACCGAAAGUGGGGAGGCCCCCGGGGGGCCCCUCACCUCCACGGCGUUGGACCCCGCGAGUUCCAACGCCUCCUCUGCUGCUGCUGCUGCUGCUUCUGCUGCUCCCAAGCGGCAGCUGAACCGCACCUUGCUGCUGCAGAUCUGUGUCUUGGUUGCCUUCGGCUCCUUAAUGUUCUUAGUGGGUGCAAACUCGGGAAGGAGGGGCCUCCGAGAGGGUUUAUUGAAGGGCGGGGCCCCUGCGGGGGCCCCCGGGGGCCCCUGGGGGGCACCCGGGGCUCCCGAGGGCACCGGGGCCCCGGGGGCCCCCCAGGGGGCCCUGGGGGCCCCCGAACUCGCGGGGACCCCCAAAGAAGACCCGCAGACUCUGCAGGCCCUCGCUGUUGCAGAACAAUAUGACCAAACAAGUCUUUGCAAAUUAAUAACUGCAGCAGAACAGCUGCUGCUGUUCCUGCAGCCCGUGGGUCUGGAGGCGGAAGCAGCACAGCUGCUGCGGCAGGCGCAGGCGACGGAGGCGGACCUGCAGCUGCUGCUGGAGACGAGCCCGGAGCAGCAGCAGCAGCAGCAGCAGCAGGUGGCUGCUGCUGCGCGGCGGCUGCUGAAGGACAACUCCGCAGAAAUGGGAGAACUUGCUGCUGCUGUCGAAGCCAGCGUGAGGAAAGUAACAGCAGAAAAGUGCAUGCAGGUUUUUGGUUAUGAAAAGUUUUUGAGAGAAAGUUAUGAAGCAGCUUUGGUGGCUCAUGGAAACGAGGGUUUAGGGUUUGGGUCGCUGCAGCAGCACCUGCUGAGCUGCUCAGCAGCAGCAACGCAGCAGAGCCUGCUGCUGCAGCAGGAGCGCGCGGCGCUGCAGCAGCGCAGGCAGCAGGUGCCCAAGAGCCUCAGCGAGGCUGCUGCUGCGCUGAACACCGCUGCAGCAGCAGCAGCAAGAGUGCAACUUGCUGCAGCAAGAGCAGCAGAGCUGCUUGAAAGUGGCAUGCAAGGCCUCGACUUGUUGACAAGUAAAUACCUGGAAGAAGUGCGGCAGCUGAAGGGGCAGCUGGAGUGCAUGCGCAAGCGGGUGCAGCAGGCCGCAGCAGCAACAGCAGCAGCAGCAGCAGCAGCAGGAGCCGCAGCGCCGGCGGCGCAGCCCGGCGACGCUUCGGCCGCGGCCGCGCACGGCGCCGAGCACCCCCCGCAGCAGCAGCAGCAGCGGCAGCAGCAGCAGCAGCAGCGGGGGCAGCGCAGGCGGCAGUCGCUGCUGCAUGCGCGGCUGGAAGCAGCAGCAGAGAAGCUCGAGCUGCUGCGGGACCUCAUCUUGGCCGUCAAAAACCCUUAUAGUCCCUCCCCCAUGAGAGAAACCCUCAAAGAAGUUCACGAGACAAGAGGAGCUCUUCAGCGCGAAGUCCACGAGCUCAACGAGACCCUGGACUCCUUCAUCGAGCUGCAGGACUCCAGCGACGUCUGA
This is a messenger RNA of Eimeria tenella, 1641 nucleotides long. RefSeq lists its product as uncharacterized. The record is from RefSeq and is a predicted model, not a curated record. The coding region runs from base 1 to 1641 and encodes 546 amino acids. NCBI's taxonomy places the organism in Eukaryota, Apicomplexa, Conoidasida, Eucoccidiorida, Eimeriidae. The transcript has a single exon.